Messenger RNA from Stereum hirsutum FP-91666 SS1, 2705 nucleotides. RefSeq names its product kinase-like protein. Gene Ontology annotation, molecular function: ATP binding; protein kinase activity. Gene Ontology annotation, biological process: protein phosphorylation. NCBI's taxonomy places the organism in Eukaryota, Fungi, Basidiomycota, Agaricomycetes, Russulales, Stereaceae. Bases 268 to 2484 code for a protein of 738 amino acids. The record is from RefSeq and is a predicted model, not a curated record. The transcript is spliced from 10 exons.
UUCGACUCGGUCAAAGCCGCUGAACAUACUCAGAAUGUUUGUUUCUGUCCGUUCAUCUAGCUCGGACGUCGUGCACACACGUCGUCCGUUGUGACCAGCGAUACGGACUGUUUACUCUCAAAAUCGACUGAGACCAGGUCUUAGGUAUAUCUAUCCACGCGACAUCUCGCAGGCUCAUGAAAUUACGUCCCAUUUCUCCCUGGUCCCAGCCCACGAGUUACAGCUCUAUCUCUCUUCAACAUUCCGUUCCGAGCUCUGUUGAGAGCGAUGGCCGACAUGUCUCUUGACUCUACCCCCGAUUCGCCUUCCGCUGCUCUCGUGCCUCUUGAUCCCAACUGGCACCCUAUCCUACAUGUCUCCAACCAAGUCGUCCUUUACAAUCCGACCAAUCACGCCUUGUCCAUUCACCACUCUGACGAAAAAUCCCAACAUGCCUCGCGUCCUUCUAUAUGCCCUUAUUGCUCACGUCCAAUGCCAAAUGACUCCGAUGAUGACAGCAGCCUGGAUGUCGAUUUUGAAGAUGUCACUUCCGCCUCUCGUGCCCCCAAUUAUUUCCAGCUCCUCGAGAUCGCCAACGAAACUGCCAGUCGACCAGGAUCGCCUCCCCUCGAAGUCGAAGACCACACCGAUGGUGCCACUGGGACAAACACUUUCAAGCCGGAAUCGAUGGCCGAGGGCUAUUUCAAGGCCUUUUUCCGAGAAGAGGCAAGACUGGGAAUGGGCGCCAACGGAAGCGUCUAUCUCUGUCAGCACGUCCUCAACGGAAAUCCUCUAGGUCACUUCGCGGUCAAGAAGAUCGCCGUUGGACAAUCAAGCAGCUAUCUCCUCCAAAUACUUCGUGAAGUUCGCCUGCUGGAGACACUGCGUCAUCCCAACAUAGUAACGUAUCACCAUGCGUGGCUCGAACCAGCCCAGUUCUCUUCUUUCGGACCUGCUGUCCCAACCUUACAUGUUCUUAUGCAAUGGGCCGAGGGCGGCUCCCUCGACGACUUCAUUGACGCUCGCUUGGGCCGACCCACCCAUCUUCCUCACGUUCACUCUUCCGGUCCUUCCACUCCUGGUGCGGAUACUUCCACAGCCGACCUCAGUGCCAGCCCAACGUCAACCCCUCCAUCAGGAGAUACAAUGUCUCGAGCCGCGCGUAUACGGGCUUUCCGUGCCAUGCAGCAUGCUUCUCCAGAGGAGAAAGAGAGGAUAAGAGAGAGGUUCGGACUAGGUUCUGGUGGAGGGUCUUCGAAAAGGCCGAAUUGGAAGGCGGUGCAUCUUUUGAGCGCCGAGGAGGUGAAAGGACUCUUCUCGGAUGUUGUCCAGGGUCUUGCAUUUCUCCACGAUAAAUCCAUCCUGCAUCUCGACUUGAAACCUGGGAAUGUGCUCCUAACGUGGGACGAAGGGAGUCUAAUCCCUCGAGCAAUGCUCUCAGACUUUGGUACCUCUCGAGACGCUAUCACCAACCCUCUUCAACGCUCAGGGAACACUGGAACUCUUGAGUACACAUCUCCAGAAUCUUUGCGCUCUCCAGACACUGGUAUACUUCACCAAGUCGACUCGAAAGCCGAUCUGUGGUCUCUCGGCAUGAUUCUUCAUAAACUGCUCUUCUUCCGACUGCCUUAUCAGUGGGCAUCCACGAACGACCGACCACAGGACGCGUCUCGUAACGAGGAGAACCCGAUGGACAAACUGGAAAGGGAGGUAUUGGGAUAUAUGGGAUUCAAGAGCAGUCGCGAAUUAGAAACAGUGUUUCUCUCGAGGCGACUUCCUCGCGCAUAUCUCAUCCUUCUUGAGAACCUUCUGCAUAUCAUCCCCAGCUCUCGCCCUUCCUGUGACCGUGUUGUUGCCGCCAUACGCGAGGGAAAACUCGACCCUCUCACAUCCACUCCUCGAAGCCGUAGUUCUACACCUACCCCGCCUUCCUCCCUGGUCCCAGUUAUCCACCGCCGCACGUCUCCUCCUCUGCCCUCGUUAUCCCCGUUUCCUGAUCGAUCUGCCCAAACGGCUGUACACGACGAUGCCGAUGGCAAUGCUCGUCUCUCCGAACUCAGUCCCUCUGCUGAGAUUGAUGACCCGGAAUUCACCUUACAUCCACCACCAGAAGAUAUAACAACACCACGGACGUGGGAUGACGAGAAGGUUGCGUUGUUGGGCUCCAACGCUUCACACACGUUGGAGGCUGAGGACGUCGGGUGGAAGGGCGCGUUAGUCAAUGUGUAUAGUGGCGCCACAAUCGGUUCCGCUUAUCGUUCUGUGGAUGCGAGGCGACGCUUGCUGUUCACCAAGACGGUCAAAUCGAGUUUGUUAGUUGCCAAGGUCCUCUCACUCUCAUAUUUCUGCCCCACUCCGAGGUUUCCCGGCAUCAGCAGCGAUGCCCUAUGGGCCUUAUGCUUAUUGGUCGGCGUGAUUGAUACAUUGACGGACAGUUGGCUGGUGUCGGCAGUUAUGCUUCUUCUGCAUGGACUGCUUUUGAGGGCACUGUGUGUUUUGAGCUGAGAUGGCUACUGUACUUCUGACGAAUUUGCACAGGCUAUGAUCCGAGGACUGUUUCUGAUCCUCCGUCCGUCCCUUCAUCAUAAUGCUUAUCUACCACACCCAUGGACACAUUCACUACUAUCUGAACACUCAGUGACGCAAUCUAUUCAUCCUAUCAUGAGUGUCUCGGUACUCCUUGUCCAUCAUGAAAUACUCUCGAACAAUAAAACACGAAAUAUUGC